This is a messenger RNA of Rhinopithecus roxellana (golden snub-nosed monkey), 2549 nucleotides long. RefSeq names its product bromodomain-containing protein 1-like. The record is from RefSeq and is a predicted model, not a curated record. NCBI's taxonomy places the organism in Eukaryota, Metazoa, Chordata, Mammalia, Primates, Cercopithecidae. Bases 1203 to 1634 code for a protein of 143 amino acids. The transcript has 5 exons.
AGCGAGACUCUGUCUCAAAAAAAAAAAAAUUCACACACUGCUUCAGCCCUCACAGCCAGAGGCUGCCCUGGCCGGAGCAUCAUCCCCCUGUUGUGACUCCCGUGGGGACCUCGUGGGGGGGAACCUAGGGCAGAUGUGUUGUUUCCUGUUGACUGACAUAAAGUCAGGCCUUUUUAGGGGGAAAAUACUGAGAUUUGCCUUAUUUUUCAAAUGUGGAGAUGAUGGAACUGUAAACUGUGUUUUGUGUGUAGUACGUGAAUGCUAGUGAUCGCGGCUUCAUGGUGAGUGAGGCCGGACACACUCAGACACGGCGGCCCCAGAGUCUCUGUUUUAAAGUGUUUCGUCAGCAUUUUUGACUUCAUGUUAACACUUGUCUUUUGAACCAAGGUUUUUUUUUGACUUCAUGUUAACACUUGUCUUUUGAACCAAGGUUUUUUCUUUUUAAAACCUGAUUUCCUGUUCCCUGGAACUCUGCUCCUGUGAACACGAUUUUGUGUCUUUGGUGACCCCUUCAGCCUGGUGAAGGGUCCGUCCAGAUGCGGCGUGUGCCCACGUGGACAGGCCACCCCCGUGUUUGCACUCACAGGCUGCGCAUCUGCUCCUGUGGCAGGCCCACGGCACCCUCUCUGCCUUCACGGAGCCUGUUUAAAGACCUGGCCUUGUCAAGAGGAGCAUCUUCACGGUGCUCAGCAAACGACUGUGAUCAGAGCUGACCGCAGUUUGUUACAUUGAUUUCAUGUAACGAGUAACUUUGGUGUCUGCUUACUGUGAGGACUGGACUCUGGGAGUGACAAGGAAGAUGCUGUCUUACCUGUCUGUGAAGCGUUCCUUGUGAGAUGUGUUCCAAGUGUCACGUCGUUGAGUCUUGCUUGGGCACGCCCUCGUUGCACUGAGCUCAGGGCUGGCCUGCCUGUGUUCCAGGUCUCACCAACGGCUUUGGGGGUACGAGGAGUGAACAGGAGCCAGGCGGCGGCCUGGGGAGGAAAGCCACACCCCGACGACGCUGCGCCUCCGAGUCCAGCAUCUCCUCCAGCAACAGCCCGCUCUGCGACUCGAGCUUUAGUGCGCCCAAAUGUGGGCGGGGCAAACCGGCUCUUGUGCGAAGGCACACGCUGGAGGACCGCAGUGAGCUGAUCUCCUGCAUCGAGAACGGGAACUACGCCAAGGCGGCCAGGAUCGCAGCCGAAGUUGGCCAGAACAGCAUGUGGAUCUCCACUGAUGCUGCCGCCUCAGUGCUGGAGCCCCUGAAGGUGGUGUGGGCCAAGUGCAGCGGCUACCCCUCCUACCCGGCCCUGAUCAUUGACCCCAAGAUGCCGCGUGUGCCUGGCCACCACAAUGGCGUCACCAUCCCGGCCCCACCCCUAGACGUGCUGAAGAUUGGGGAGCACAUGCAGACCAAGUCUGACGAGAAGCUGUUCCUCGUUCUCUUUUUUGAUAAUAAGAGAAGUUGGCAGUGGCUUCCUAAGUCCAAAAUGGUUCCCCUUGGUAUUGACGAAACUAUAGACAAGUUAAAGAUGAUGGAAGGGAGGAACUCCAGCAUCCGGAAGGCCGUGCGGAUCGCUUUUGACCGCGCUAUGAACCACCUGAGCCGCGUCCACGGGGAGCCGACCAGCGACCUCAGUGACAUUGACUGACGGCCCGGCUGCCAGCGCGGGUCUUGUCCAUAGUGUUGAUAAGCUGUACAUGUUUGUAUAUUGUUCAGAACUUAACUUAUUCUGAUUUUUAGUUGUAGCUCUUUAAUUCUUUUUCCCCAGGGAGGGGGGAGUUUUAUUUCCAAGUUUUCUAGGAACCCAUCUCCGUCUGGGCGCUGUGAGUGGGGUGGGCGCGUCCGGGCAGCACAGUGCGUCUGUCACACGACCCCGGGCCGUGCUGCUGGCGUCACUUUCUUUGACAUGUAGCUUUUUCUUAAAGACUUUUGAAUGUUUAAUAAUUUUGUAAAUCAUCCUCUUUACACAGAGUACCACUUAUUUAAUAAGACGGGAUGUAAAUUUACAAUGACAAAUGUGUAUUUUAAGAGAGAAAAGGACAUUAUUUUGAAUGGUACUUUGUGGAAAGGGGGAGAAUAAAGUUGUGCUGUGUACAUCACUUGCAGAUCACCAAAAACACCCCGCGCCCGUCGUCCCGCCCGCCUCAACCCGCAGGUGUGCCUCCCAGCGGAUUAUUUAUUGUAGAAAGUGUAUUCAUUUGCUUUAUAAUGAAAAAUACAUUUGCAAAGGUAUAUUGAUAUGCAUUUUUAUACAGGCACAUAAAAAUUCAACUCGGCUUGGGAGCAGAAUGCAUUGCAUUGUAUAAAUGACUCUGGCCUGUGUGUACUUUGAUUUUAUAACUUGUAAUCUUUUGUUUACAAUGAGGGGCUUUCUGUAACUUGUUUUAAUUUAGAACACUUUGGUAGCAAUAGAAACUUUGGAUACAUUUUUGUAUGGUACAUGUGAUGUAUAUAGAAUUAGUACUUUAUUUUUAUUUUUAAGAGGUAAAGCAUUAUGUUGGGGAAAGUAGGGUGGGUUUCCAAAUUUGCAUUUUUUAUAUUAAAAAUAAAGUCAAGAUUUGGA